CAACUUGGUCAAAAAGUCACCACCUUUUAUAUUAACCCAAACUCUCCUCACAUAUUGCGUCCUUCUUCUCUUUCUCUCCAUACACACACACACACAUACCAUCUUCUUCACCAUGGGAAGGUCUCCUUGUUGCGAGAAAGCCCACACAAACAAAGGAGCUUGGACCAAAGAAGAAGACCAACGUCUCGUCGAUUACAUCCGUAACCACGGCGAAGGUUGCUGGCGUUCUCUUCCCAAAUCAGCAGGAUUGUUGCGAUGUGGUAAAAGUUGUAGACUGAGAUGGAUUAAUUACCUUCGUCCUGAUCUCAAACGUGGAAACUUCUCUGAUGAAGAAGACCAAGUCAUCAUCAAACUCCAUAGCUUGCUCGGCAACAAAUGGUCAUUGAUCGCUGGAAGAUUACCAGGAAGAACAGAUAAUGAAAUCAAAAACUAUUGGAACACUCAUAUUAAAAGAAAGCUUCUUAGCCAUGGAAUCGAUCCACAAACUCAUCGUCCGGUUAAAGAUUCCGUCGCCGUUACUGAUUCCAAAACGGUUCCGUCUCCGUUAACACACGCUCACCAAAACGGCGCCGUUGAAUACUCUUUCUCCGUUAGACCUAAGAAGGAAAUUUCCUCCGAUAACGGCGCUUCCACAAGCGGCACGACGACCGAUGAGGAUCUCCAGCAGAACGGCGAUUGUUACUACAGUGAUGAUUCACGAGACACAGAGCUGAAUCUGGAGUUAACUCUCGGGUCCGGGUCAACUUCGUGGGUUGGGUCGGAUCGGGUAGUGAGAGCUGGGUUAUCGGCAGAUUCGAAGCCGUGGCGGGAUCCGGUGACCGCGGUGGUGGCGGCGCGUUUGUCGUUGUUGUAAGAAUUGCUAAACGGCAAAAAUCCCCUUUAACAAAAUAUCAAAAUACGAUGAUCUAGUUCUUCUUUUUUUUUUUGUCUGUUUACGAUAAGAGAUUUACCGCUGAAUCAAAAAUAU
Molecule: messenger RNA, 967 nt
Organism: Eutrema salsugineum
Lineage: Eukaryota; Viridiplantae; Streptophyta; Magnoliopsida; Brassicales; Brassicaceae
Product: transcription repressor MYB6
Exons: 2
Coding region: 113-853 (246 amino acids)
Source: RefSeq, a predicted model, not a curated record